Lagopus leucura (white-tailed ptarmigan) is the source of this 3327-nucleotide messenger RNA. Its product is annotated as probable G-protein coupled receptor 34. The record is from RefSeq and is a predicted model, not a curated record. Gene Ontology annotation, cellular component: membrane. The transcript has a single exon. Gene Ontology annotation, biological process: G protein-coupled receptor signaling pathway. Bases 2112 to 3134 code for a protein of 340 amino acids. Lineage: Eukaryota; Metazoa; Chordata; Aves; Galliformes; Phasianidae. Gene Ontology annotation, molecular function: G protein-coupled receptor activity; oxysterol binding.
CUCUCAGAGCGUUCCACAAAGCUGCUGACUGAAACUGCAAGGUGGAUAAUGUAACUCAUCCCUCUGCAGCACAAAAUCCCCCAGGCUGACAGUGCUGUGGCGUAGCGCUGAUCUGCCUCCCCCCCAAACACCCACCGUGCGCAGGCAGCGCUCUUCCUGCACUCAAAACCGCAGAGAGCCCACGGGAUGGCAGUGUGCAGUCGGGCUGCUGCCACCCAGCAGUGCGCGUUGGUCUCAGGAAAGCUGUCCUCCGCACAAGCCGUGCCUCGCUUCUCCUCCUGCUGCUCUCUGGCUGCUGCACAAGGUGGCAGAAACCAGGAGUCUGCUGCUUGCUGCUCCGUCCUUAAGCACUGCCAGGAGCAGAUGUGCUCUGUGCCUCCGUGGGUGCAGGUACCCAGAGGUACACGUUGCAGAGUGACUGACACCAGCGAGCUGAUGCUGUAGAAGUGCCCUUGAAGAUCCCCAGGCUUUCUCUAGUCACAGCUAUUUCUCUGCUCUCUGUCUGACAGGUUGGGUUUAUCUUUUAGAUUGACUCAGCGAGGGCAGGAGGUGAGGCUGAGCCAGCACGACUUACCAAGACGAGGAGAAAAUGGGCUCAGUGGCCUCCGCUUUCCUCUCACCAAGCUCUGAGAUUUCCGUGGAUGGAACAAGGCACCUCCUGGCACAUUUCCUAUCCUGCCCACACUUUGCUGAAAUUUGUGUUCUGUUGGGGUCGGAUGUUGGUGCCAGGUACCCAAGGAGCAUUGCCAUGGGUUCAAAUCUGAGCCCUCUUUCCUUCUGCCCUCUCACCCCCCUUCUGUUGGGCAUUUUCACACCUCCUGCACCAUCAGCCUAUUUGUGUCCUGUGUACCUGGGUGCACUGCAGAACUUACCUCCUGCACAACCCCCUCCACAAGGGCCAGGAGGGGAAAACCAGGCAAGCCCAUGUGGGAGGGAAGUGGGGUGGGAGGUGUCAUCACCAGCCAAGGGCUUAUAGGGGCCACGAGGAACAGGAACUUCUGUCACAGCCGGUGCAGGAGCUGAGGAGUGCCAGGUGAGGUGGGCAGCUCCGGGUCAGGGCUGCCAGCUGGUGGGGGGCCAUGCUCAGAGCUGAAAGGGAGAGCCUGGGGCUGUGCAGGGUUGUGGCAUGGGAUCAUUUGCAGGUGGUGGCCAUGUUGCUGUGCCAUACAGACACACAACGCGUGCUGCAGGGCUACCUUUACAUGCAAACUGUGCUGUCUGUAUGCACAGGGGCUGUGCUGGCCCUUGCGAAGUGUAUGCAGAGCACUGUGAUGGGUGUCAGGCAGAGCAUGCUGCUCUCAAACCAUCAGGUGCUUGGUGGCAACGUUGCUAUGCAGUGAGCUGUGAGCUGUGAAUGAGGGGCACUCAGUCCCCUGCGGCUUUUUACCACUGUGAGUUGCAAGCAGCAAGCUCAUGGAGCUCUGCAGCCUUCAUGCAGGCAUGCUGCCCUGCCCUGCUGUCCGGGUAUGCUGGGCAGGUGUGGAGGGAACAGAGAAGGGCAUUAGAGAAGUUGUGGUAUGUGGGAGGGAAGCUGGAGAUUUCUGCAGCUCUCCAUCACUCAGCAUCAUGGAAAGUGGAAAGGGGAGGGAGGCACUGGGGCACGCAGGAGCUCAUGGGCAUGCAAAGGGUUCUGCAGGUGGUCCCAGUGGGGCAGGUGCUGGCAGAGGAUGUCCAAGUGCACAGCGUUGGGUCCCUGGGCUGCACAUAUCCCAAAUUCAUAUUUGCUGUACCUGUUUUGUCACUUGUGUGAAAUCAGAGCUUGGGGUGGGCUGACCCCCCACUCCAGACACUGUUAAGCAGCUCACCUCACACACAGCCACAGUCUCAUCUGCCCAUUCCCAACCUCCCUCAUGGCACAGAGCUGAGAGAAGCUGGGACAGGCAGGAACGGGCUCUGCUUUGCUGCCAGUGUUUAAUGGGCACAUCCUCAGUGGACAUUUCCCUACAGAGAGCAGGCAGAACAUGUUCUUUGCCCAGAGCCAUUUUCCCAUUGCAUUUGGGGCACUGGGUACCACGGGUGGCUGUGCUCCCUGUGCAUCCCAAUGCCCGCAUGCCUCCAGCUAACCCCAAUACCCCUUGCAGCUCUCCCUGCACAUCUCAUUCCAGGUCCGAAUGCUUACGAUGGACCCUCAGAGCACCCCCCCUCCUGCCAUUGAAGUCACUCAGCAGCUCCUGGGUAACUCCUGCUGUCAGAUCCACGACGGGUUCCUCUCAGUGACGCUGCCUGUGAUGUACUCACUGAUCUUUGCUGUUGGGCUGCUCAGCAAUGUGCUGGCAUUCUGGGUGUUCUCAUUCAGCAUGCAGCGCCAGACCUCCAUCACUGUGUACAUGAGGAACCUGGCCCUCUCCGACCUCCUGCUGGCCCUCUGCCUGCCCUUCCGCAUCGCCUUCCAGGACAGGAGUGAGCCCCGUGUCUUUUGCAAUAUUGUUGGGGCCUUCUUCUACCUCAACAUGUAUGUCAGUAUCACUUUCCUCAGCCUGAUCAGCCUGGACCGCUACCUGAAGAUCAUCCGGCCCCUCCAGAAAUACAGGAUUCACACCGUAUCCUGUAGCACAUUGGCCUCUGGGAUGGUUUGGGUGGUGAACUUUGCCUUCAUGCUGCCUUUCUUUUUUGAGAAAAGAGGGAAGGGACCCUGUGACCAUAAAUGCUUCCACUUCAGGAGCAAAAGCACCAUGGCAGCAGCCUUCAACAUGGCCGCAGUAGCUGCCUUCUUCAUCGUGCUGUUGCUCUUCCUUUACUUCUACAGCAAGAUAUUUGCCAAACUGCACCAGGUCUCCUCAGUGAAGGCCCAGCAGCUGAACAAGAAGACCAGCACGAGAGCCAUCACCAAGACCUUUGUGGUCCUGAUCAUCUUCAUCGUCUGCUUCACCCCCUACCACACUGUCCGCAUCCCUUACAUCCUGGCGCAGAUCGGGGCCAUUUCCAGCCUGCCCUGGAAGCAAGGUCUGCACCUUGCUAACGAGCUCGUGCUCUGCAUCUCAGCCCUCAACAGCUGCCUCGACCCCAUCAUCUUCUUUUUCUUGUCCAGCAGUUUCCGCAGGGCCGUGCUCUGCACCAUCCAGGGCAGGCUGAAGGGAGCCCUGCUGAGCAACCAGGGCAGGCUGACCCCCAGCAGGUCUGUGACAGAACUGUAGGGUCAAGGUCCAGAAAAUGGGAUUUCCUCAUUGCAGAUUGGCUCUGGCCACUGGUAUUUAUGGGACAAGACUUGCUGGGAAGAUGGAACCACUCCAUGAGACAUGGCUUAGAGGGCAUGGUGUGAUGGGUCGGGGUUGGGCUCGGUGAUUCACUGAGGUCUUUUCCAGCCAUAAUGAUUCCAUGACUCUACGA